GGCUUGUUUACUAUGGCUGAUGAUCUGGAGCAGCAGUGAGUUACUCCUGUCCGUUUCUUUUUCUGUCUCUGUCUAUCUGUCCGGGCCAGGAUCCGGGGAUUGUCUGUGGUUUCGGACAGCUUCAGACUUCCCCGCCUUUCCUUUUCAGGCCUCAGGGCUGGCUGAGUAGCUGGCUUCCCACUUGGCGCCCCACUUCCAUGUCUCAGCUGAAGAAUGUGGAAGCCAGGAUCCUCCAGUGUCUCCAGAACAAGUUCCUGGCCCGUUAUGUAUCCCUCCCAAACCAGAACAAAAUCUGGACGGUGACUGUGAGCCCAGAGCAAAAGGACCGUACCCCUCUGGUGAUGGUCCAUGGCUUUGGGGGCGGUGUGGGCCUCUGGAUCCUCAACAUGGAUUCACUGAGUGCCCGCCGCACACUGCACACCUUUGAUCUGCUUGGUUUUGGGCGAAGCUCAAGGCCAACGUUCCCACGGGACCCAGAAGGAGCUGAAGAUGAGUUUGUGACCUCAAUAGAGACAUGGCGGGAGACCAUGGGCAUCCCCACCAUGAUCCUGCUGGGGCACAGUCUGGGAGGGUUCCUGGCCACUUCUUACUCUAUCAAGUACCCCGAAAGAGUUAAACACCUUAUCCUGGUGGACCCAUGGGGCUUUCCUCUACGACCAACCGACCCCAGUGAGAUCCGUGCACCUCCAACCUGGGUCAAGGCUGUGGCAUCUGUCCUGGGACGUUCCAAUCCACUAGCUGUUCUUCGAGUGGCUGGGCCUUGGGGGCCGGGGCUGGUGCAGAGGUUCCGUCCAGAUUUCAAGCGCAAGUUUGCAGACUUCUUUGAAGACGAUACCAUCUCGGAAUACAUCUACCACUGCAAUGCACAGAAUCCCAGUGGGGAAACAGCGUUCAAAGUCAUGAUGGAGUCCUUCGGCUGGGCCCGGCGCCCCAUGUUGGAGCGAAUCCACUUAAUUCGAAAAGACGUGCCCAUCACCAUGAUCUAUGGGGCCAACACCUGGAUAGACACCAGCACAGGGAAGAAGGUGAAGAUGCAGAGGCCGGAUUCCUAUGUCCGGGACAUGGAGAUUGAGGGUGCAUCGCACCAUGUCUACGCCGACCAGCCACACAUCUUCAAUGCUGUGGUGGAGGAGAUCUGCAACUCGGUUGACUGAGCUGCUGUGAGAGGGAGAGGAGGAAGCCGGAGUUGCUGUCAUCUGUCUCCCUGUCUUAGGCAGAAUCUCUGUCCUUUCCUCACCAACUAACACGUGCCAGCCAGGCAGAGUCGCAGGCUGUCAUAGGACCACAGUGAAAAAGAACACUUCCGAUCCCAUGCUGAGGGCAAGAGGCAGACUCCACCAGAGGCCUUGAACUCCCCACUCUGGGGUAGAGCAUAAAGGGUUGCCUAGCGCCACCCGUCCUCUCCACGCCACGCGUUACGAGGUGGCAACUGUGAGGAGAUUGGGCAAGCCAUGCCAUCUCCCUGCAUGGCCUUUUCCCCUCCUCUGCACAGA
Messenger RNA from Acomys russatus (golden spiny mouse), 1493 nucleotides. RefSeq names its product abhydrolase domain containing 4, N-acyl phospholipase B (gene Abhd4). Gene Ontology annotation, molecular function: phosphatidylcholine lysophospholipase A1 activity. Bases 198 to 1154 code for a protein of 318 amino acids. The transcript is spliced from 7 exons. Gene Ontology annotation, cellular component: lipid droplet. The record is from RefSeq and is a predicted model, not a curated record. NCBI's taxonomy places the organism in Eukaryota, Metazoa, Chordata, Mammalia, Rodentia, Muridae.